GUGACAGAUAGAAGUGGUAAGACUUGUUCAGUAGGUGGUGCUAUACCUAUUAUAAAUAAAUAAUUUGCUGCUGAUAUGAGCAGUCCAUAAUUCCACCGUAUUGUUUAUUCGUUUAUUGGAAAGCUCUAGACUUCCACCAGAGAUUUUUGAAGUAUUGAGCAACUACAGGAAGUGUUUACAUUUGAUUCAUUGUGUUUGAAGCACCUCUACGAGAGACAAUGUCGGAGAAAAGUGUGCAAAGUGAAAGCAAACUUGACGAGUACAAGAUGAACCACAAGAGGCGUGGCUUGGCACUAAUCUUCAAUCAAAAAUUUGAAAAAUCUGAACGUUUAUCAGAGCGGAGAGGUACAGAUAUAGACAGAGACAACCUCACACAAAGAUUUCAAGAAUUAGGGUUUGAAGUACAAUCUUACAAUGACAAAAAAGUGGCAGUGAUGCAAGAGAAACUACGUGAAGCUGCUGCAGCCAACCACAAAGAUGCGGAUUGCUUUGUUUGCAUAUUCCUAUCUCAUGGGAAAGAAGGGAAAAUUGAAGCAUUUGAUAAUCAGAUUGGAAUUAAGGAAAUAACAGAUUUAUUCAGAGGGGAUGAGUGUAAGAGCCUUGUUGGGAAGCCCAAGAUCUUCAUCUUCCAGGCAUGCGCUGGUGAGAAACAUGAAAAUGCUGUGACCGGCAUGAUGGCAGGGGAUAGUGAUGAUGACGAAAUGGUGGAGGAAGCAGCUAACAUCUACACUAUCCCUGCAGGGUCAGAUUUCAUCAUGUGCUACUCUGUGGCACCGGGAUUCUUUUCAUAUCGUGAUCCAAACUCUGGAACGUUCUAUAUUCAGGAUUUAUGUGAAACGCUGAAGCAGCAUGGCCCAACUAUGGAGUUCACUGAGAUCUUAACACUGGUCAACAUGAAGGUUUCCAGGCGUAAUGCAGACGGGAAAGAUUUUAAAAAUAAAAAACAGAUGCCCUGCUUCACCUCCAUGCUGACUAAAAAACUCUACUUUAGGUCCAAGAAACAGUAAAAUGCCAACUUUUAGUGUAUUACUGUUCACCAAUAUUCAUUUGAUGAUCAAUAAACAUAAUCGGUCUUA
Messenger RNA from Silurus meridionalis, 1076 nucleotides. Its product is annotated as caspase-6-like. The record is from RefSeq and is a predicted model, not a curated record. Gene Ontology annotation, biological process: proteolysis; apoptotic process. Gene Ontology annotation, cellular component: cytoplasm. The coding region runs from base 219 to 1007 and encodes 262 amino acids. Lineage: Eukaryota; Metazoa; Chordata; Actinopteri; Siluriformes; Siluridae. The transcript has 7 exons.